AUGAAAGUGUGUUGUGUAGAUCAGAAUGAAGAUAUCAAACGGGAUAUCAAGUUUUCCCAUGGCGGCGAGUCUUCCUUGAACCGACAUGAUGAUUUCGAUGCAAAUGAUGAUGAAAGGGAGGAGAAGGAGAGGGAAACCCACGGUUUGGAGAAGAGAUUGAGUCCAAACGCCGUCGUUUUGACGGAUUUCGUUGUACUCGCUUCGGUUGAUUUUGUCAUAGUAGAAGUGUUCGAGGAGUUUUGCUAUGGUUUGACCUGUGAUUACGAAGAUGAUUGA
Arabis nemorensis is the source of this 276-nucleotide messenger RNA. Lineage: Eukaryota; Viridiplantae; Streptophyta; Magnoliopsida; Brassicales; Brassicaceae. The record is from the annotation of a GenBank genome assembly.